Messenger RNA from Ceratitis capitata (Mediterranean fruit fly), 1289 nucleotides. Its product is annotated as gustatory receptor for sugar taste 64b. Gene Ontology annotation, molecular function: sweet taste receptor activity. Bases 1 to 1212 code for a protein of 403 amino acids. The record is from RefSeq and is a predicted model, not a curated record. The transcript is spliced from 10 exons. Gene Ontology annotation, cellular component: membrane. NCBI's taxonomy places the organism in Eukaryota, Metazoa, Arthropoda, Insecta, Diptera, Tephritidae. Gene Ontology annotation, biological process: sensory perception of sweet taste; detection of chemical stimulus involved in sensory perception of taste.
AUGUCGCAGAAGCUACAAGAGCAAACAUUCCACAAAUCCGUCUCCAAAGUGCUCUUAGUAUCGCAGUUUUUCGGCUUGUUGCCUGUUUCCAACAUAUUGGCAGACGAUGUUCAACGCAUUCACUAUUCCUGGUGCAGUGUCCACAGCGUGUAUUCGGGCGCUAUAAUAAUAUUGAAUACUUUGGAAUUUUGCACUGUGGGAUAUUUAGUAUUCAAAGCAGGAUUGAAUUUCCACAACUCAGGUACAAUAUCUUUGUUUGUGGUUUGCAUGCUGGAGCACUUUUACUUUUGGCGUUUGGCAACGCAGUGGCCACUCAUAAUGCGUGUUUGGCGUCGCACCGAAGAAAUUUUUCUACGACCUCCCUAUCAUAUUUAUGCGACUUAUAAUAUGAAGGCACGCAUUUACGCACUCAGCUCUCUGGUCAUGUGUAGCGCUAUGGUGGAACAUUCCUUUCUUGUAUUUAAUUCGUUUCACCACAGUAAUAUAGAGAGAGUUCAAUGCAAAUAUAAUGUCUCCUUUUGGGAAAGUCUCUACAGGCGCGAGAGACCACAUUUAAGUAGAGUUCUGCCAUUUAGCAUAUGGUAUUUACCUGUGGUGGAGUGGAUUAAUUUAACUUUGGCUUACCCGCGGUCCUUUACCGAUGCCUUUAUAAUUUGCGUGAGCGUUGGAUUAGCUGCUCGAUUUCAUCAAUUGUACUUACGGAUUGAAGCCGUUCACAACAAGGCUCUACCAACCCUCUUUUGGACUGAGGUGCGUGAACAUUUUCUGGAGUUGCUUCACCUGAUGCGUUUGCUUAACGACAAUAUCGCUCCGCUGAUUUUGUUAGCUUGCAGUAAUAAUAUGUAUUUUAUCUGUUUUCAGCUUUUCAAUAGUUUUCAAAAUAUCGGUGUCGAUCUUAUUGCUGUUUUUGCUUUUUGGUAUUCGUUGUUCUUUGCAAUUUUUCGCACGAUCCUCACAUUACUCACAGCCUCCUCUGUUAAUGAUUACAGUAAGAAAAUAUUGUUGACUCUGCGUAGUGUGCCAAGUACCUCGUGGUGUACUGAGGCUCAACGCUUCAGCGAACAAUUGGCUUUCGAUUUGACGGCUUGGUCAGGCUGUGGAUUUUUCUUUAUUACACGACAACUAAUUUUGGCGAUGGCUAGCACAAUCUUUACCUAUGAGGUAAUGGUAACCGAUGUUAUCAAUAAAGGCGCUAUCCAACAGAAUGCAUGAGAAGAGGCCAAUGAAUUUGUAGACAAAGAGAAAACAAAAUUAAAGGAUAAUCACAAUAUAUUGUAUUUAUAUUUAUA